GAUGCUUUCCGUUGAAUCCACUAUUAGCAGCACUCGAGAAUCGGUGCAGCAUUCAUUUGUAGAUAAUAAUUUAAUUCAAAAUAGUGGCAGCUUAUCCAAUAAUUCCCAAGCAAAUGAAGCAGUUUCAGUUAACGAAAGCCUUUCAAUUCGUAAGAGACGUGCUUGUUUUUCGCUUAAAUUCAAAAGGCUUAAUUAUGCUUCAUUCUGUGACAAAACAACGACUCCAGAGAGUGGAGAUGAGAGAGCAGUAAAUAAUGAAGAAAUUGAACGUUUAGUUUCCUCGUCAUCGUCGGCAUAUAACAGUGGAAAUGAAACUUCAAGUGCAGCAGAAAAUACGGAUGAUUCCUCUGGGGAAGAAGAACAACAAAUACAUUUAAAACGUUUACGUUUUGAUUCAGUAAAUAGCCAAAAUAUUUUUGAAACUAUAAAUGAUGUAAAUGAACAACAAAAUGAAGAAGAACAGCAACAAUCUGUCGAGGAAGAGAAGGAAAAUUUACAAAAAGGCAAUUUACUUGAGGAGGAGCGGGCUUUGAAUUCUUCACCACAGACAGAUACACAACUCUACGAUUCUGAUUUAAUUUUGGAAGAUUCAAUAACCGGAAAAUGUUAUGAAUUGACUGGAUCUGGACGAAAUUGCAAAGCUAUAGAUUUGUCUACACAAGAAAUGUGGCAUUGCCAAAUGUUGAAACAAAAUGAAUUUAAUAAUUUAAUGGAGAUUGUUUCACGAAUGAAAAGUGUUUCGAAUUGUUACACUGAAGAAGGGUUUGCAGAAAGGAGCAAUCUUCUGUUACCAUUUGACCAACUUCAAACAUUAAAAAGCAGCAAACACCCUAACAUAAUUUAUGUAAAAAUAAUUUUACUUCGAUUGUCCUAA
This is a messenger RNA of Meloidogyne enterolobii, 874 nucleotides long. The record is from the annotation of a GenBank genome assembly. NCBI's taxonomy places the organism in Eukaryota, Metazoa, Nematoda, Chromadorea, Rhabditida, Meloidogynidae.